AUGUCACACCUUGGGGAUGCGAAACACGAUCUGGAUGACCAUCUGGAUGACCUCGAUGAGUUCCACGGCCUUGUCCUGGCCGAUGUUACACCCGAACUCGAGAAAUGGUGGUUUCAGUAUCCCAACCUACUCAAACUGAAUCUCUUGCUGCUCUGCGCUUUCUUGGCUCAAUUUACCUGCGGUUUUGACGGUAGCAUGUUGAACGGCAUGCAGUCCUUGCCUCCGUGGCAAGCUUCUUUUGGUCACCCAAAAGGCUCCAAUCUGGGCACUCUGGUCAACGCUAUCAACAUCGGUGUACUCGUUUCCGCGCUUUUCUCCUCCCAAAUGUGUGAGAUCCUCGGACGCAAGAAACCAAUCACGAUCGGUACCGCUUUGAUCACUCUUGGCUCCGCUCUUCAAGGCGGUGCUCAGAACUUGGCCAUGUUCGUUGCUGGUCGCAUCAUCAUUGGCCUGGGUACCGGUAUCGUUGCCGUUGCAGCCCCCCAGCUGAUGACGGAGGUCGCGUACCCAACUCAACGUGGAAAGAUGGUUUCCCUGUAUAUGACGCAGUGGGUCGUGGGCUAUUUGGUAGCAGCCUGGACGACAUACGGUACAUUCAAGAUGGCCUCCUCCUGGAGCUGGAGGAUCCCUAGUCUCUUGCAGGGGGUCCCGUCAAUCCUUCAGCUUGUACUCAGCAUCUUUGUCCCAGAAUCUCCUCGUUGGCUUGUUUUCAAGGACCGGCAUGAGGACGCUCUGAAGGUGCUCGCCAAGUAUCACGCCAACGGUAAUCAAGAUUCUCGACUCGUCCGCUUUGAGAUGCUCGAAAUCCAGGCCACAUUGGAAGAAGAAAAAAAGCAAAAGGCCAUCCAGUGGAGUGAGUUUGUUCGCACCAAAGGAAACCGAAAGCGUCUCACCAUCUUACUGUUCAUUGGCUACGCCGCCCAAUUGUCUGGCCUUGGGUUGACUGGCUACUACCUGGCCAAGAUCCUCAACAGCAUUGGAAUUACAGAUUCCAAGACCCAGCUGCUUAUCAACGCUAUUGCGGCCAUCUGGCAGCUAUGUUGCUCUGUCUUUUUCGCCUUGUUGAUCGAUCGUGUCGGCAGACGAGGCUUGAUCACCUUCGGCAUGACUGUCAUGCUUGUUGUGUUUAUCAUUUGGACCGUCUGUUCGGCCAUCAACGAGGAGAGGCACUUCGGCGAUCAACCUCUUGCGAUAGCCGUUGUGGCCAUGAUUUUCCUAUUCCAGGUCGGCUACCAGCCUUUCGCCAUUGCCACAGUGCCCUAUGUUGUCGAAUGUUCUCUCUUUUCCCUUCGAUCUAAAACAGCCAUGAUCUUCCAGUUUUGUGGUUACACGGCUAGCUUCUUUACCGGUUAUGUGAACCCCAUCGCGAUGGACAGCAUCGGCUGGCGCUACUAUAUCGUUGCCGUUGCCGUUCUGGCCGUCGAAUGCGCAUUUGCGUGGUGGUAUUUGCCCGAGACUAAAGGCAAGGGGCUUGAGGAAAUUGGCGAAAUCUUCGAUGGCGACGAUUUUUUGACGGGUGUUCAGGCAAUGUCCAAACAUCGCGAGGAGCAGCGCGAGAACCAGAUUCUUCGCGAGAGGAAACUCAAUUGGUCGGAUCAUGUCGAAGUCAAAUCGAGCGAGGCGUGA
This is a messenger RNA of Ilyonectria robusta, 1626 nucleotides long. RefSeq names its product general substrate transporter. The transcript is spliced from 3 exons. Gene Ontology annotation, molecular function: carbohydrate:proton symporter activity. Gene Ontology annotation, cellular component: membrane. Gene Ontology annotation, biological process: transmembrane transport; carbohydrate transport. Lineage: Eukaryota; Fungi; Ascomycota; Sordariomycetes; Hypocreales; Nectriaceae. The record is from RefSeq and is a predicted model, not a curated record. The coding region runs from base 1 to 1626 and encodes 541 amino acids.